Molecule: messenger RNA, 1125 nt
Organism: Sinocyclocheilus anshuiensis
Lineage: Eukaryota; Metazoa; Chordata; Actinopteri; Cypriniformes; Cyprinidae
Product: CMRF35-like molecule 1
Exons: 9
Coding region: 1-1098 (365 amino acids)
Cellular component (GO): plasma membrane
Molecular function (GO): transmembrane signaling receptor activity
Source: RefSeq, a predicted model, not a curated record
AUGACCGCAUAUACAAAGAAAAAUACAUUCUACAUUUCAAUCGGCUUUUGGCUCAUUUUAGGUGUUGAAUGCUACAGUGGUUGGUCAAACCGUACAUUAACUAUUCAGACUGGAGGAUCUGUAACCAUCCCAUGUCAUUAUGAUGAGAAAUACUCACAGCAGAAGAAAUACUGGUUCUCAGUAUUUGAUCAAUCUAAAACAUACACAAACACAACAGAGAAGGAUAUGUCAGUAAUUGACUAUCCUAAUCAGAGUCUCUUUACUGUGACUAUGAGAACCCUGCAGAACAAACACACUGGACUUUAUUAUUGUGUUGUGGAGACUGGAGAACAACCACCGAAAAAUAUAAUAAAUGAGACUUAUCUCAAGAUUCAAUCUGCUCCUGAUGUGUCUGUGCUGAGCAGCAGUGUAUCUGGACAUGAAGGUGGUGAUAUCAGUGUUCAGUGUUUCUAUAGUUCUGGAUAUAAGGAUAAACUCAAAGAGUGGUGCAGAUAUAAAGAUCAGAGCUGUUACACAGUGGGGAGGACUAACACAUCCCAGAAUUCAUCAGUCCAGAUCAGUGAUGAUGGGAGAAGAUCCUUCACUGUGCUGAUGACUGGACUGAGACUGACUGAUUCUGGCUGGUACUUCUGUUCUGUAGGAGAGGAGCUGAAUCCUGUUCAUCUCACUGUAACUGAGGCAGAACAAGUCAUUUCCUCAUUAAAUGAAACAGGAAUUCUCAAGAAUAUUAAUAAUGAAACAGAAGGCACUGUAGAACCUCAAAAUAAUGAACUGCUGACUGUGUGGCUUCCAGCUUUAGCAGCACUUCUGCUGUUACUGAUUCUGAUCAGUGUGUUCACCAGGAGGAGAUGGAGACGGAGACCCAAGCAAGAUAAACACCAAAUCACAGGGAGAACCAGCAGCAGAGCCACUGACAUGAUCUACUCUAACCCUGAAGAUCCUGUGAUGUACAGCACUAUAAAUGAUGAAAACCCAAAUGAUCCCAACAAGGACAUAACCUGCAGUACUAUUGAUAAUGUUCCUGGGAGUGAAGCAGAGAAGCCUCCAGCAGGUGGAGCAAUAUACAGCAUAAUAUACAGCACUGUGGAGCCACACUGACUGCAACAGUGAGAAGAACACAGGAAC